AUGGCACAAGACUCCAAGACUAACGCCAGUAACGGCGCGCAAGGCGCGAACGGUACUCAUAACAACGGCGGAAGACACCAAGGUUCCACCGCAACACUACUUGGCAUGCAACAGAAUCACGAUGCCCAAAGCUACCGGAAUUUGGAAGAAUACACCGCGUCCCUCGCGAUGCUGGAGGAGCAGGACCGCCAGCGAAGGUACUUGGCCAGGGAAGAUCGCCAGAGGCAGCCGCAGACGCCUUCAUCCAACACAUCACCAAUCUCACCAGCGUCAGCGAGUAGUAAUGGCUAUCAGCAGUGGAUGACCACCGGCAGAGAGCAGUCGCAAGACGCGAUCCAGCAGUAUCAGCGGAUGCUGCUUGACGAGCAACGACGGCGAAAUCAAGAACUGGGACGGAACUCAUGA
This is a messenger RNA of Zasmidium cellare ATCC 36951, 405 nucleotides long. RefSeq lists its product as uncharacterized. Bases 1 to 405 code for a protein of 134 amino acids. The record is from RefSeq and is a predicted model, not a curated record. The transcript is spliced from 2 exons. Lineage: Eukaryota; Fungi; Ascomycota; Dothideomycetes; Mycosphaerellales; Mycosphaerellaceae.